AACAUGUGAUGCGACCUGACGAUCGUCGCGGUACUAUUGUGUACAUCGUGCGAGUGCUUCUUGUUCAAAGGAUGACAGAACCUCUCAUUCUCGAGGGCAUCUACGGGAAGAAAGAGCACACACGGAAGGAGCGGGGAUAAAAUGUCAUGUGAAGAACCGAGUAGGAAAAUCCACGUGGAGUUUGGCGAAGUGGAAGCGGGCGCCGCGGCUGUCAAAUGGAUAGAGAUAAUCAAUCAAAGUUGCAUGGAACAGACUUACGAGGCUCGAAGAGAUGCUAUUACCAAUCCCCUGGAUCACGUGUUUGAAUUAUGCAGUUACUCGUGGACUUUGUCUCCCGGCCAAGUAUACAAGUGCAGAAUAUAUUAUCGGCCGUUCAUCCCGCUCUCCGUAAACGUAGAUUACUUUACGAUCAUGGAUUCCGUUGGCGAACGCACGGAAAUUAGAGUCCGUGGAAUGUGUAUUGAGACCGAUUAUUAUAGAAGUGUACGGUUAUUACAGUUCGAUAUUACAUAAAGCCAACAUACAGAAUCGCUUUAAUUAUCCUACAAGAUUGAAGAAUGGUUUCGAAGGUUACACAAGCGAUACUAUCGUUGCUGCGCAAGAUUUACCUGCGAUCUCUUUGUCGAAAAACUACAUCGAUUUUGGUCAAGCUAAUUUGGUGACAGAAGAUACUACGCAAAAAAUUUCGGAAACUUUAUGCCUAACUAAUCACACUCGAUCUGAUGUAUUAAUUAAAUGGGACCAAGGUUUCAUCCUUGAAUCAUAAUGUAUAUGACGAUGCUAUCAUUAAUAUGUUUUUCUAUCUUUUUUUUUUACCUUUCAAGUAUCGCGGAAAUUAUCAAAUCAAAAUAUAAUUAUAAAUACAUCGAUUCAGAGGUGUAGCCAUUGAGAUGCUAGAGCAGGCAAAAAAGCUGACAGAGAAAUUUCGCUGCCCGAUGACAAAAAAAGAGGAUUAUAUAUAUGAAAAAGUAUUAUUGUAAAUAAUACAAUAUUACAAAUAACUUGCAAAUAUUUGAACAAAAAUUAAUAGAAUUAUUUUUAAGUUGCUUGAUUUUUCAAGAGCAGACUGUGCCCCCUGGCUACGCCCCUCCUGGCUAUGUCCUCUCUGGUUAUGCCUCGAUUUAUUUUUCCAUCUCUUUUAUCAGCAAUUAAUAUCAGAUUUUGUAUAGAUAUUGAAAAAAAUUUUAACAUAACACCUGCUAUUGCGAAAGUACCAGCAUAUCAAACAGUUCUGUUCGAAAUCACAUUUAAUCCUAAUAAAAGGAGCAAUUUAUUCGCACGAGAAUUCAUUGGAUAUAUUUUUAUCGAACAAGAAGAUCUUUCUGAGGAAACUCUUACAUUUCCUGCAAUCACGUCCGUGCGAUUAAUCGGUAAUUCCUUUCCUAUUUGUUCCGAUGGUUGGAUUCCCCAAUAUGAAAUACCUCAUAUAGUCAAAAUGCCUUCUUGCUUACCGUCAUUUCCGAUUUACACCACAUUCCUGAUAAAAAAGUUUGGGCAUUUACCAUUGAUGUAUCACUUUGUGCCGCCAACAUCGAGCCACUUUGUUGUGAAACCAAUGAUGGGAAUAAUUCAUGAAAAUUAUCAGAUCAUUGUAGUCGGUAUGUUACCCGGUACUGACAAUGAACGCGUUUACGUAGAGCGUUGGGCGAUACGUUUCAACGGAAAUACAAAAUCGGAGUGUUUCAUAGAUUUUCGAGGAUUCGCAGAAUGUGCUAAUGUUAGUUUUAAUGAUCAAAAUCUUGUAAAGUUUGCGCCAACAUUUCCAAAUUGUCGGGAAUUGCAACAAUUCUACAUGCGAAAUAUUACUCGACACACGAUAAAAUACGAGUUUGUUAAUGUGGCACCUGAACUCCGAAUUCAAAGUGAAAAUAAUAAAAUUUGCCCUAACGAUACCGUCAUUCAUGAAUGGAUAUUUUGCCCUACUACAAUUGGAGACUACGAGUUUGAUGUAAAGUGCAUUUUAACUGUAUUGAAAGACGAAAUUCCCAUUGGUCCCAGCGUUUGCGUUACGUUACACGUAAUAGAAAGCUGUAAAUCUGGCUGUCUUAUGGUAACAAAUUUACAAUGUUAUGGACCUUAUCCGGAUGUGAGCAAAGCUUUUCUGUGGAAACUGAUGAAAAUAAAUAUAUUCAAUACAUUACUUCAAGAUUUACAAGCAGAAACGUCACAAACGUUGUACGUAAACUUUCCGGCGAUGGUUUUACAUGAAAAUCCCGUUGUUAUAAAAUUGCUUUUAAGAAACGUAACUGCAGUAAUUGUUUCUUGGAAUAUUAAAAGAAUGAAACUCUGUUCUUGCGGACCCAUUGCAAAAAUCCAAGGCGUAUCGUUGCAACAUGCAAAGUACGAUUGCUCACACAGGAAAGUGUGCUCUGUGCAACCAAAAACAGGAAAUCUUAAACCAGGAGAAGAAAACUGGAUGACUCUAGAGCUGCAUUACAUAUUAUUAGGAAAAACUGAAUCGAAGUGGGACUUGGACCUUGGAAAUAAUCGUCAUAUCUUUUUGCUCAUGACGAUUGAAGGAUUAUCCAGAUCUGAUAAUAAGCUCCAUCUUUUAAACGGCACGCAUUUUAAAUUUCAGCAUAUUUACUUGGGAGACAAGAGUCCUAUUUAUCAGGUAUGUUGGGUACAUAAUGGCACAAAUUACAGUAUCCCGUUUUCUGUAAAUCCCAGAAUGAUGCGCGAAAUAAAUCAAGAGUACUGCUAUGAGGUUUUUUCCUGUGCGUCUCCACACGCAAUCGUAAAUCCGCAAUCUUCCGUUCCAAUUCUUUUAAAAUUUCAACCACGACAAUUUGGUAUAUUUAAGGGCAAAUUAUGUUUGAUUCUGGGUGACAAAGAAGAAGAACUUAUAUUGGAAGGCGAAUCUUCUUUGCCGCAUAAGUCAGCAGUAAUUGGAGAAUAUGUACCGUCCGGAUGUAACUUUGAAGAUGACGAUAUUCCUAUAUAUUUUAAUACUGACUGUAUAGAUGUUUUGCACAUACCUACACAUAGUCACGUAGUGAAGAUGAUUAUGAUGCAUAAUAAUUUAAUACAAGACGUACUCGCUUACGAAUGGAAGAGAAAUGAGAUUUCCGGAGUAAUUGACGUGGACGUUCAUCCACAAAAAGGCGUGAUAAAACCAAUGUCUGUUAAAAGUUUUCGCGUAACUAUAAAUACUAAAAAAUAUCCUUGCGUGAUUGAUGUUAAUAUAUCGUGUGAGUUUAUUAAUACUAGUCAAAGACGAGCUUAUCAGAGAAGUGUAUACAAAUUAGAAGAUUUGUCUCGAGAAUUAAAAGGACAAUUUACUAUCACAGAAAAAGGCAUCAGCGUUCCAAAACCAUCGAUGGAAGUUUUGGAAAAACCUCAAACCUUUUAUAAAACUAUAACGAUUCGAUGUUCUAUAUAUAGUGAAGAAGAUAAAUUUCUGAAAAUUAGUCUAAUGGACGAAUUAAUAAAUGCACCUUCAAAGGGAAUAUACAUCGAGAAGAAUAAUAGACAAAUGCUGAAAUUCAAGAAAAAGGAUGUCAGUCGAUCUUUAUUUAUUAUCGAAGGUCUAUUAUGGGAAAUAGUCAAUAGUAAAGUAUUUAAAAACAUUAUGCAAGAUGUUUUGCAGAAUGAAUUGAGUUUAUUUUAUUCGCAAUUCACAAUGAAUUUACAUGAAAGAAAAAGAUUAGUACAAAGAUCGUAUAUUUCACCACCACGAGCAUUAAUCAAUCGUAUAUUGGAAAGAAUGUUAUUCCUCAUAAUGCACGAAGAGUUUGCUUUAAAGACUGUGCAUCUAAUUCAGCAUACAGAUAUCAGACAUAAAGUCUAUUUAAACAUAGUAUCUGGCAUGAAUAGAAGAAAGACAAUCAAAAAAGAAACACAAUUACGUAAAGACGAUGAAGAUCUUUAUGUGCCAACAAGAUUAUCAUCAAGAAUAUCUUUCGCCAUAUAAUCAUCAGAUAUCAGAUAUUAAUGUAUAUAUACAGUUUUGCUGCUAGCUGCUUGUUGCAAUGAUCUGUCGCCUAUAUUAACAAUUAAAAAAUUUGCUUAAUAUUACCAUAAAAAUAAAUAACUAUAAACAGC
Molecule: messenger RNA, 4044 nt
Organism: Camponotus floridanus (Florida carpenter ant)
Lineage: Eukaryota; Metazoa; Arthropoda; Insecta; Hymenoptera; Formicidae
Exons: 18
Coding region: 1097-3913 (938 amino acids)
Source: RefSeq, a predicted model, not a curated record